Messenger RNA from Fulmarus glacialis (Northern fulmar), 801 nucleotides. RefSeq names its product amyloid beta A4 precursor protein-binding family B member 2-like. Lineage: Eukaryota; Metazoa; Chordata; Aves; Procellariiformes; Procellariidae. The annotation marks the transcript as partial. The record is from RefSeq and is a predicted model, not a curated record. Gene Ontology annotation, molecular function: amyloid-beta binding; transcription factor binding. The transcript has a single exon. Gene Ontology annotation, biological process: regulation of DNA-templated transcription. Gene Ontology annotation, cellular component: cytoplasm; nucleus.
UUGAUUCCGGCGUGGACGCGUUGGCAGUGUUUAUGGCAAGCAGCAGUACGACGGACGUUGUGAACCGCAACAACCCUGCCACCCCACCGAACACCCUUAACCUGCGCUCCUCUCAUAACGAACUUCUGAAUGCGGAAAUUAGGCACACGGAGACUAAGAACAGCACUCCUCCGAAAUGCAGGAAAAAAUACGCGCUGACUAACAUUCAGACAGCCAUGGGUCUUUCCGAUCCAGCAGCGCAGCCCCUUCUGGGGAACAGCUCUGCCAAUAUAAAGCUGGUGAAGAAUGGAGAAAACCAGCUCAGGAAAGCCGCCGAGCAGGGACAGCAGGAUCCCAACAAAAACCUCAGUACCACUGCGGGCAUAAACGUAACUUCUGAGAAGUUUGAAGGCAAAGAGCCGAUCCCGCAGGAUUCCUCUGGCUGUGAAAUACUACCCUCGCAGCCCAGGAGGACCAAGAGCUUCCUGAAUUACUAUGAGGAUCUAGAGACAUCUGCUAGAGAGCUAGAGCAGAGUUUUGUUGCGAUGGAAGAUAAAUCUGCGCAAAGCAACAGCCAGGCUUCUACCAUUAUUGUCAAUGGGGAAGUCCUGCCCCGGAAACAAAACAAGCUGUCAAGCCCAGAGGAUGGCCAAGUUGCCACAGUGUCGUCAAGCCCCGAGACUAAGAAAGACCACCCAAAAACUGGGGCCAAAACAGAUUGCGCCCUCCAUAGGAUUCAAAACCUGGCCCCAAGCGAUGAGGACUCCAGCUGGACUACGCUGUCCCAGGACAGUGCCUCGCCGAGCUCGCCCGACGAAACAG